GAAUAGUUCCCGUCACCUGGGCUGGGCUUCUGAAUUGUAGUCCUGAGGGGAAUAGCAGCUUUAAUGUUAGCUUAGAGAGCAGUUGGUCCCCCCCUCUCCGGCGCACUUGGUACGCUCCUAUGUUAGAGGUUACCCAGUGUCUGUACAAUAGCCUUUCCAUCAGCUGCUCUCCUCCUAUCUGUGCUCAGGGAUUGGGAAGUUGUGAUCUAUCGUAGGGGGGUGGGGAAGAGGCACCCCAACAAAGGAGAUCUCCCCAGACCCUGGCUUUAUCUAUCUAUGUGUGCUGGGAGGGGGCUGGACAAGAUUCUUCCCUCCCUGGUGGUGAUGAAUCCUUUCUUCCACAACUGUUAAUCGGAUCCUGUUGCCUUUAGGAAUGAGACUGCAUCAAUCUCAGCCCUGAUCCUGGGAAAAAAGAAGAGAACCAGAGGAGCUAGCACUCUAAGACAGGCGAUCCCUAGUUGUGUUGAGGACAUGGACAAGCAGACUGGGGAGACCACAGCAGAGGAACACACAGCAGCAGGUGAUAAAGUUACAACAGUAGAAAAUGGCAUACAGAAAGCAACAAAGAACUCAGACACUCGAUCAGAAACUGAUCAGCUAAGCACAAAGACAGAGCAAGGAACUGCCAGCUCCACGUCAACGGCUGAAAGCCAUGACGCCACUUGUCAAAAGACUCAGGGACCCGUUUCUGCACCAGCAGAUGAAGGGCCUUCUCCUUCAUCACACACAGAGAGGAGUACUUGUGAUAAAACAGAGGAAGGACCCAGAUUAUGUCUUGAAGAACACAGUUCAUUGCUAGAGACAGCAAUCCCAAGCACAUCGAAAAUGGUGGAAAAUGUCACUUCUCCAAAGGGACAGGUUCAGAAGGGGGAUGUCUUGGCUUCACCUGCUGCUGUUUCUCCUACUACUGCCACUAGUUCCAGACAAAAACUAGACACCCAGAAGGCAGUGCAGCGGCAGAAACAGGCAAAAGAGAGGAGAGAAGAAAGAGCAAAGUAUCUGGCGGCCAAAAAGAGCGUGUGGCUUGAGAAAGAGGAGAAGGCAAAACAGCUGAGAGAGAAGCAAAUACAGGACAGAAAGAAGAGACUGGAAGAACAAAGGCUCAAGGCUGAAAGGAAAAGGGUGCUCCUGGAGGAACGACAAAGAUUAAAGCAUGAGAAGAACAAGGAAAAAUAUGAGGCAGCAGUCAGCCGUACCACUAAGAAGACUUGGGCAGAGAUUCGUCAGCAGCGAUGGUCAUGGGCAGGAGCACUCAACCAGAACUCUCCUAAAGGAGGCCCAAACAGAUGCUCCAUAUCUGCAGUGAAUCUUCCCAGACAUGUUGACUCUAUAAUCAACAAGCGACUAUCUAAAUCCUCUGCCACAUUGUGGAACUCUCCAAAUAGAAACAGGAACUUGCCGCUCAGUCCUUGGGAAAGCAGUAUCGUAGAUCGGUUGAUGACACCCACCCUGUCCUUUCUAGCAAGAAGCCGGAGUGCAGCAACCCUCCCGGGAAACAGCAGAGAUCUGAGUUUAUUAGUAUGUCCUCGUUCUGCCUCUGCAAGUCCACUAACCUCUUGUAAUGGUCACAAGCAUCGGUGUUCAGAACGUCGGAGAACCACAGCCGGCAGCCCUGAUGUAACUCCCCGGAAACGCAGUGAAAUAUCUCCAAAAAAGAAAGAGAAGAAGGAAAAAGACAGGGAAAAUGAGCGUGAGAGAAGUGCAUUGACCAGAGAGCGUAUUAUCAAAAAAAGACUGUCCUUACCUGCUACAAGGAGCCGAGCAUCUCCUACUCCUGACAUAAGUACGAAGUCCAAAAACCGCCCGUCCUCCCCUUCCACACCUACCCGGCGCCCAGCCUCACCUUGCCUAGGUCCUUCAUUACCAAUAACUCCAAAGGUGACUCCUCCAAAGAGUUCACAGGGGACACCAAAAUCAAAACCUAAAACGGAGAAGCUGAAGGAAGAGAAAACACCCAGCAAAGUCAGAGAAAAGAAAGCAGAGCAAAAAAUUGAAAAGGAGAGGCAACCAUCCCCUGCAUCUCAGCCAGAGGAAACAAAGACACAGGAAACACCAGAGAGCACCGCUAGCAGUGCUGCAUCUAGUACAGAGCCUGUUCUUUCCAGUACCCCUGCUACUGCACAAGCCCCUGCUUCAGUAAUUGCACCUUCUCCUGUCCCAUCUCCAAGCAAGCCCAUGGCUGGCACCACAGAUAAAGAUGAAGCUGCUCGCCUGCUAGCAGAAAAAAGGCGACAGGCCAGGGAGCAAAGAGAAAGAGAUGAGCAAGAAAGGAGAGAGAGAGAGGAACAGCAGAGGAGAGAACGUGAGGAGCGUGCUCUUAGGGAGGCUGAGGAAAGGAUGCAGAGGGAGGCAGAGGCUCAGCAGCUGGAGGAGAAAAGGAGGCUGGAGGAAGAGGAGAAACAACAGCAUGAGGAGGAAAUAAGGAAGAAAGACGCUGAGGAAAAAGCCAAAGCUGAACAAGAAGAAAUGGAGAGACUGCAGAAACAAAAGGAGGAAGCUGAAGCGAAGGCUAGAGAAGAAGCAGAAAAGCAAAGACUGGAGAGAGAGCAACAUUUCCAGAGAGAAGAGCAGGAGCGCCUGGAACGUAAGAAGCGCCUUGAAGAAAUAAUGAAAAGGACAAGAAAAUCAGACGCAUCAGGCAAAAAGAAGGAAGAUAAGCAAACCAUGAAUGGAAAAGAGACCAAACAAGAAUCUACUCCAGUCAAAGCUGAAACAGUACCCACUGAUGUUAUCAUGAAGAUUGAGCUUCCAGAGAAGAAGGUGGUGAGAAUACAAGACAGGAAUGCAGCACCUGACAUAUCUCAGGGAGGCUCUCUGGUGAAUGGGGUACAACCUUCCAAACAAGAAAAUGGCUUCUCCUCCAAAGAUUCAUCGCCUGCAUUUGAAGAGGUGAUAACACUUUCUGAUAUCAGCAGUUCUAAUGGAGAGAAGGGGAUUCCACCCGCAGAACCAAUUAUCGCUUUUGGGGGAAAGGAUUCAUUUAUUAAGAAGUCUGCUGUGCAGCCCCCUCAAGUAACAGAAGUUCUGUAACCCUUUAUAAGGCUGUAUCAGAGUUCCUGUUGGCUGGAAGGACUUCAAGGUGAUGGCGAUGAGAAGAACAGUAGAUCUUUGGGGCCAACGUCCUAACAUUGAAACCUUCAUGUUGUCACCAUUAGAUCACUAUGAAAUUCUUACUGAAGAGGCCACCGUGAACUGAAUGUCAAAGGGAGAUAGACUGAAAAUGCUGGCCACAAUGAAUGUGGCUGCAAGUAGGACAGAUAUUACCAGUGCCACAUCUACCCACCAUUGACAAAUACUGGACACUUCUUAGUGUUAUUAUAAUUUUGUGUUUUUGUUUCUAACAUGCACCUUAUAUAAUAAAGUAAAACUGACAAGGUUUAUUUCACAAGGACGCGAGGAGACAAGUGGUAAAAAGUGGAAUAACCCAGCCCUGUCUGAAAAUGUGUGAAUGAGCUUCCUGGUGCUCCUAAUAAUGUAGCUAUUUAAUGACAAGAGACUGCUGGGUACAAUGCUGUAUGUGAAUUCUGUAAAUAAAACCUCACAGUGUUACAUCCACAUUCAUAA
Messenger RNA from Rana temporaria (common frog), 3564 nucleotides. It is a transcript of the gene MAP7D1, whose product is annotated as MAP7 domain containing 1. Lineage: Eukaryota; Metazoa; Chordata; Amphibia; Anura; Ranidae. Gene Ontology annotation, biological process: microtubule cytoskeleton organization. Bases 472 to 3030 code for a protein of 852 amino acids. The record is from RefSeq and is a predicted model, not a curated record. The transcript has 18 exons. Gene Ontology annotation, cellular component: microtubule cytoskeleton.